This is a messenger RNA of Neohortaea acidophila, 1991 nucleotides long. RefSeq names its product putative UTP-glucose-1-phosphate uridylyltransferase Ugp1. Gene Ontology annotation, molecular function: UTP:glucose-1-phosphate uridylyltransferase activity. Gene Ontology annotation, biological process: UDP-alpha-D-glucose metabolic process; glycogen metabolic process. The coding region runs from base 241 to 1809 and encodes 522 amino acids. Lineage: Eukaryota; Fungi; Ascomycota; Dothideomycetes; Mycosphaerellales; Teratosphaeriaceae. Gene Ontology annotation, cellular component: cytoplasm. The transcript is spliced from 4 exons. The record is from RefSeq and is a predicted model, not a curated record.
AUACAUUCAUCAUCCCUCUUGGAUACUCAUCGGCCUCGCGAGGUUUCAUUGCUAUUCGACCCAGAGUUGCUCCCGUGACGACUCGCACCUUCCUCGCACAACGCAAACCAACCCCGCCGGGAAACCUUGUUUGACGCCAUCAACGCCCCGCAUUGGGAAGACCACCAACGUCUUUGGACAUCCUCUCAGAAAUACAACGAUCACACCACCCUUCGUCGAAACCCACAUCCAUCCAUCAAAAUGGCAGCCAAGAGCGCCCUGCCCUCUCACCUCAAGUUCUCCGCCAAUGGAAACAGCGACAGCAUCGACGGCGGCAGACAUCAUGGAAAGUCUCAGUCCCAUGUGGCUUUCGAAAACACUUCCACCUCCGUUGCUGCCUCGCAGAUGCGCAAUGCCCUCAACAACCUUGCAGACACCGUCAAGGACCCCAAGCAGAAGCAGCGUUUCGAGACGGAAAUGGACAACUUUUUCUCCCUCUUCCGCCGCUAUCUGAACGACAAGGCAAAGGGCAACGAGAUUGAGUGGUCUCGCAUCGCUCCCCCCAAGCCCGAGCAGGUUGUCGACUACAACACCCUCAGCAACACCGACUCUGUCGAGUUCUUGAGCAAGCUCGCCGUGCUCAAGCUCAAUGGAGGUCUCGGUACUUCCAUGGGUUGCGUCGGCCCCAAGUCCGUCAUCGAGGUCCGCGACGGCAUGUCCUUCCUCGAUCUGUCCGUCCGCCAAAUCGAAUUCCUCAACCGCACUUACGACGUCAAUGUCCCCUUUGUCCUCAUGAACUCCUUCAACACCGACUCCGACACGGCGUCCAUCAUCAAGAAGUACGAGGGCCACAACAUUGACAUCAUGACCUUCAAUCAGUCCCGCUACCCGCGUAUCCUCAAGGACUCGCUCCUGCCCGCACCAAAGACCGCAGACUCGCCCAUCUCCGACUGGUACCCUCCCGGCCACGGUGACGUCUUCGAAUCCCUCUACAACUCCGGCAUUCUCGACAAGCUGCUCGAUCGUGGCGUCGAGAUCCUCUUCCUCUCCAACGCCGACAAUCUCGGUGCGGUUGUCGACUUGAACAUCCUCCAGCACAUGGUGCAGACAAAAUCAGAAUACAUCAUGGAGUUGACGGACAAGACAAAGGCCGAUGUCAAGGGUGGUACCAUCAUCGACUACGAGGGCCAGGCACGUCUGCUUGAAAUCGCUCAAGUGCCCAAGCAGUACGUCAACGAGUUCAAGAGCAUCAAGAAGUUCAAGUACUUCAACACCAACAACGUCUGGAUGAACCUGCGCGCCGUCAAGCGUGUCGUGGAGAACAACGAGCUCAGCAUGGAAAUCAUCCCCAACGGCAAGAGCAUCCCCGCCGACCGCAAGGGCGAGGCCGACGUCAGCAUCAUCCAGCUCGAGACGGCCGUCGGCGCCGCCAUCCGCCACUUCAGCAACGCCCACGGUGUCAACGUGCCGCGUCGCCGCUUCUUGCCCGUCAAGACCUGCUCCGACCUCAUGCUCGUCAAGUCGGAUCUCUACACCGUCAAGCACGGCCAGCUCGUGUUGGACCCCACUCGCUUCGGCCCGGCACCGCUCAUCAAGCUCGGCAACGACUUCAAGAAGGUGUCCAGCUUCCAGUCGCACAUUCCCUCCAUCCCCAAGAUGAUCGAGCUCGACCAUCUGACCAUCACCGGUGCGGUCAACCUUGGCCGUGGUGUGCAGCUGAAGGGCACGGUCAUCAUUGUGGCUACGGAGGGCCAGACCAUCGACAUUCCCCCGGGCUCCAUCUUGGAGAACGUGGUGGUGCAGGGCAGCUUGAGAUUGCUGGAGCAUUAGAGACUUUCGGGAAGGAUUGUGCGCACGUGACUUGGUGGAUGAGAGAGAAUUAGCAUUGCGAAAAGGCGGCGUCGUUUUAACUACUUGCUUUGAAGAGAUGGAAGAACUUUGUCGAUGGCGAAAGAAAGCCGAGAACAUAAUAUCUGUAUGCAAGUAUGACUCUGAACUCUGAGAUAAUGGAA